Messenger RNA from Geosmithia morbida, 432 nucleotides. RefSeq lists its product as uncharacterized. Lineage: Eukaryota; Fungi; Ascomycota; Sordariomycetes; Hypocreales; Bionectriaceae. The record is from RefSeq and is a predicted model, not a curated record. The transcript has a single exon. Bases 1 to 432 code for a protein of 143 amino acids.
AUGCAGGAAUUCUACAAAGCUUACAUCUGCCCGUCGUCACCUACCCGGGCGAAGAUGUCGAUCCACCUCCACGCGCAAGCGGCCAGCGAGCUCGACAAGAAGAUCACAGAGCUCUUGGCCCGAUCCAGCCUGGAAGAUGUGCCGUCCGAGCAGCGCCAGAACCUGGGUCUCCUCAAGAAGUACCUCAUAGAAGUAGCCAAGCUUCCCGAGGACAAGGCGGCGUCCAUUAUCGCCGAAGCCAAGGAAUUUGGCCUCAAGGCCGCUGCGUCUGACCCCGAUACCGGCAAGGCCCCCAACGGAACGUCAGUCAGCAAGAACCAGCCGACAGAAAUUAAGGACAUUCGACGCUUCAAGUCUGGGCUCCUGGCCAGCUCUGGCGCGCGUCCCGUCAAGGAUCUGAGCGAGUACGAGGACAUUGACCCGAAGCUGUAA